Fraxinus pennsylvanica is the source of this 912-nucleotide messenger RNA. The record is from the annotation of a GenBank genome assembly. NCBI's taxonomy places the organism in Eukaryota, Viridiplantae, Streptophyta, Magnoliopsida, Lamiales, Oleaceae.
AUGAAUAGGGUAAAAAGGGGUAAUGUAUAUGGAAGGGAAGAUGAUGUGAAGAACAGUCCAGCUGGGGUUGGGAGCGGUGGUUGUGCGCCAGAUGUUCAAACCUCAGCGAGAGUUUCUUUCGAAACGGAACUUCUGACUUUUAUAUGUCACCAACUUGGCAUUUAUCGCACCGCUACCAAAUGUAUUACCUCACGCACGUCACUAGUUUGUAACGUUGUUCCUAUAAAAAUUCCGGUGGUUCCCUUACAAAGAGCUGCAGAGAUGAACAUUGCUGGCCCUUCAUGGAUGAACACUACCUCAAUGUAUGAAGAUGAAAUACAUGACGAGCCUGGAAUUUCAACAAUUAUCACAUGGACUCAUGGUGGCAGGGAAGUUUAUGUAGUGGGAUCAUGGGAUGAUUGGAGAAAAAGGCAAGAGAAGCACAUGAGGAGAACAGGGAAUGAGUUCAUUGUUAUGAAAAAAAUUCCUGCAGGAGUUUAUCAAUACAGGUUCAUUGUUGAUAGACAGUGGAGGUAUGCCCCUGACAUCACGUGGGAGCUGGAUGGAUCAGGCAAUGUUUGCAACAUCUUAGAUGUGAAGGAUUGUGUCCCAGACGUCACCAAGAGCAUUGCCAGUUUUGAAUCGCCUGAAUCCCCAGAUUCCAGCUACAACAACUCAUACCUCGGCCCUGAGGACUGUGAGAAGGAUCCGCCAAUGGUUCCUCCACACCUGGAUUAUACUUUGCUCAACGCCCCAUCGCCUCACAUGGAGAUUCCACCUCCUCUUUCAAAACCUCAACCCGGGGUGCUGGACCAUCUAUACAUGCAGAAGAAUGCGAGCAUCCCGUCUGUGGUUGCACUCGGUUCAACUACUCGGUUCCGUUCCAAAUAUGUGACAGUUGUUCUUUACAAAUUCACACAGACACAUGGGUGA